CUAUACUCUAUGCUCCAUGUUGCAAUCCAUCAAGCUUGGCAACUCUAAUAAACCGCCAUAUUUUGUUUGUGCGGCAUUUUGAGGUUAACAUCUCUCUAACGGUGCCUAUUUUUCACUAAAAUAGAUAAAACCAAUAAACAAUAAACAUGAAACUAGUAAGAUUUUUGAUGAAAUUAAGUCAUGAGACGGUUACAAUUGAGUUGAAGAACGGAAGCGUCGUUCACGGAACGAUAACCGGUGUCGAUGUAGCGAUGAAUACACAUUUAAAAGCAGUCAAAGUUACAUUAAAAAACAAGGAAGAACUUCAAUUAGAAACGAUGACUAUACGCGGGAACAAUAUAAGAUAUUACCUACUCCCCGACAGCUUGCCUUUGGAAACGUUACUUAUUGAUGAUGCGCCUAAAGGUAAGGGUAAGAGAGAAGGAUUCCCGCGCGGGACUACAAGAGGUGGAAGAGGAAGAGGCCGGGGAGGCCGCGGAGGCCCAAGAGGUGGUCGUGGAGGCCGUGGUCGUGGUCGUCGAUAAUUUCCAGUGUUUCUCUAGCUAUAAGUUUAUAUGUGAUUACAGUAUGUUUCUAC
Messenger RNA from Melitaea cinxia (Glanville fritillary), 577 nucleotides. It is a transcript of the gene SmD1, whose product is annotated as small nuclear ribonucleoprotein Sm D1. The record is from RefSeq and is a predicted model, not a curated record. NCBI's taxonomy places the organism in Eukaryota, Metazoa, Arthropoda, Insecta, Lepidoptera, Nymphalidae. Gene Ontology annotation, molecular function: RNA binding. The transcript has a single exon. Bases 147 to 524 code for a protein of 125 amino acids. Gene Ontology annotation, biological process: RNA processing; spliceosomal snRNP assembly. Gene Ontology annotation, cellular component: U1 snRNP; pICln-Sm protein complex; catalytic step 2 spliceosome.